AAAAAAAAAAACCAAUGAAUGGAUCAACAAGGUGACUGCUCAACGAUUAAAUCCUCUUCAGGUUUAAAGAUGACUGCAGUGUUUUGCGAACAACAAUAUUAAAAUGAGUUCCUUCACAUCCAACAGCAAGUACACUUGCCACUUACUCAAUGGAAAGAUGCUUUAUAAGUCUCUUAUCGAGGCUUAGGGAGUGGAGUUGUAUUUAGUCGUGAGGAAAAGUUCUGCUGUGACAAGAAUCGAACCCAGGACCCUGAGAUUAGAAGGCAAGCAUCUUAACCACAUUCAACUAAAUUCCAAUGUAGACAAUACUGUACAUGUCAUUAAGUAGAGUCAAGGAAAAGACUACAAAUUUUUUAUUAUACAAAAUUUGAUUUGAAUAUGGACUCAAGAUGAUAAUAAACGAAGGGACUACACAUUCAAAAUUUAUCUAUGUCGUCAGCAUCAAUAUUUUAUUCGGAACAUCACUGUCUGUUCUUUCGUCGUUCACUUGUCCAACUCAUUGCAAAUGCAAUGAAGCCAAGGGUCUCACUAACUGUUCCAGCUUGCAAUUCACGAAGGUUCCCAGCAACUUGUCACAGAACACUACUGACCUUCAGUUGGGGGAUAACCAGAUGUUAAGUGUAAGUUCUGAGGAUUUUGAAAACCUCAAAUUACUAAGAGAACUCAAUCUCAAGAAAAAUAAUUUACGUGAGAUAGCCAACUUCACGUUCAGUAAUCUUACUAAUCUCGAAAAGCUAGUGCUACGAAACAACGACCUAACAAUACUAACUGCCGACACCUUUAAAGGCCUGACCGCUCUUCUAGUCCUAAAUCUAAGUAAUAAUAAGCUAGUGAACUUUCCUGCACUACUGCAGACUUGUACACCGAAACUUAAGCGGCUUUACCUUGGGUCAAAUUUCAUUUCCAUUGUCACGAAGGACAGUGGCAACCUGACAGCGAUGACGCGCCUUGGGUUGGCCAACAACAGGAUCCACACAAUUGAGAAUGGCGCAUUUUUAAAUUACCCGAAGCUCAUCAAUUUGGAGUUGAAGAAUAAUGGCCUUGUAAAUAUAACGCAUGAAUUUAUGUCGCCCUCACUUGGUAAACUUGAAAAAGUUGAUCUUAGUGAGAAUCGGAUUUCACACAUAACCCAAGAUGCCUUUCAUCACCUGCAACGGCUAACAAAACUCAAAUUGGAAUACAACCCUUUGGAAUAUCUAGAAUGUGAUUUGUUCACUCCACUCGUGAAUUUGAAAUCGAUUACGUUGCGACAGGGGUCUAUGGAAAGUAUUGCUGUGAAUGGAAAUAACUGUACGAAUCAAUGGUUUGAAGUGUGUAAACGACUUCAUCACGUCAACCAAAUGAGAGGAGAACCGAUUUAUGAGGAUCGACCAAUAACAAUUUCCGACUCAAGUAAAACUAACUAAAUUUUACUAAUUUGAAUAUGAAUGUUGGAUAAUGUGUUGGUGGCAGAUACACAUAUCCAUAAAUUUAGUCAAAUACACGUAUCCAUAAAUUUAGUCAAACACACAUUGUAUGAAGACAUGGUGUUGUGAGUACAGAACCUUAAAAUCAGGCUCCGGUGGAAAACAUAUUUUUUAUAUGCUGUAAAUAAAUUUUUAGGAGUGUGACCUUAAGUAUCUGUCUGUCACAAAGUUGCCAAGAAACAGAUUUUUUUUUUUUUUUUUAACAGUCAGGUGCAUAUACAUAUUGGGAUAUUUUGUACUGUCAGUUAAGACACACUUUCAUUUGUUUAAAUACAAACCAACACAGGUGCUAAUACAUGGCUAUAGAUGUACAGUUGUCAGUGUAACACAUACAGGUGUCAAUAUGAGAUAGACAUUCCAGGUGUCAAUAUGAGAUAUACAUUACAGGUGUCAGUAUGAGAUAUAUAGGCGUCAGUAUAGUUAUACAGGGAUGCACUGUAAGUAUUAGAUAUACAGGUGGCAAUAUAUGACAUACAGUUGUCAGUAUAAGAUAUAGGUUUCAGUAGAGUGUAGUAUUAAUACAGGUGCAAGUAUAGAUAUAUAGGUAUCAGUUUAAAAUAUACAGGUGUCAGUAUAAGAUAUACAGGUGUCAAUUUAGGACAUACAUGUGUCAGUAAAUAGCAUCAUGGGUGGGUACAAGACAUACAGGUGUCAAAAUAUGACAAACAUGUGUUAAUAUUACACAAACUACAGGUGUCGAUAUAUAAAAUAAAACUUACAGGUGUCAGUAGAAGUAAUAAAUGUAUCAGUACCAUAAAUGCUUGAAUAAGUACCGCACCAAACCUGAUUUAUUUUGCUAAACACCGCUCUUGAAUAAGCGCGGUGGCGCUUAAUCAAGAGUAUAUACCCUGUGUGCAAUGAAACACUUUGAGAAACAGGGUUUUAAUACAAUGUGUAGCGGUAAAAUGAAUAAAUAACGCAAUGAAGACAUUAGGCCUACUGAACUACAGAAAUAUGUUAGAUAGGUAAUAUGGGAACGGGCGUGGAAAGCGCCACUCAAGUACUUUUUUUUAAGCACCGCUCUUGAAUAAGCGCUGCACUGAAACGUCAAAAAAUGUUAUAAGCACCGCAGUGCUUAUUCAAGCAUUUACGGUAUAUUAAUAUAAAGUGUUAGUAUAGGACAUGACAUAAAGGUGGCUGUGCAGAAAUACUAUGUAACACCUACAGUAUAUCGCAAAAAAUUCAUUAAUGCGUUCCUAUGGCACACCUUAAGUUACCUGAAUGUCUGUUAUUUACAUUACUAUCUGUAUUGGCAUCCAAAUGCAUGUAUAACCACACAGGUUUCUGCAGACCUAAACCCGUUUGUAUAAUGGCUAAACGAUGCAUGUAUAGCGUAACAAAGGGUCUGCUGACCUAAUUAAGUGCUAUAUAAGAACGACAUAUUAUUAUUAUUAUUUUAUUAUGUCUGUAGACCUAAAAAUCUAUCUGUUAGUUACUACAGUUGUGUGUAUUUUAAUACAAGAGAGUUUGUAUAUAUAUAUAUAGUAGGUAGACAUGAAGACGUUAGAUCUAUCAGUGUCUAUCAGUGUCUAAAUUAGAUAUAAAUGUGUCUGUAAAUACAAAAAUGAGCCUGUAUACACAUACUGUUUUCUGUAUGGCUUAUAUGAAUGUAUCACUGAUGAUUCCUAACCAAAACAUAAUGAAAGUUUAUGAAAUAUCCAGGUUGCAAAAAGUCUGCAGCACGGUUACAAACAUUCCGAGUUACAGAAAGUGAAACUUCCAAUAUGUUGACACGGAAGUCAUACUGUCUGACAUUUGUAUUGAUGUUUGUUUUGGCCUACAUGUUUGUUCAGUGGCAAAACAAUGUAACUUGAAAUUUUCACUUUUGAAGAAAAAUAGAGUUAAAGUUUGCAUGUUUGCAACUUGGUAAUAAAUUGUCGUACCCGUUUGAAAUUUUGCAGGAUUGUAUCUGUAUAUAUUGUGAUUCUAUGUAAAAUUUUAAUUACAACCAUUUGUUUAUUGCAAAGUUAUUAGCGAUAUUCACAGGAUACGUUGUUUUGCCUCAGAAACAUGUCAGACUCUGUGUUGUUGCAAAUGGGACAUAUUUUUGCAAUUUAUCACGUUUGGGGGCAAUCAUAUGCAUUAUUUAGCUUGUUCAUACGUCGUCGUAAGGAUUAUUGAUAUGGAAACCCCAAUAACCAGUUGAUUUCACCUUGCCAAACUCCAUCUGCUCUAAACAAUUUUUGAAUACCAUUCCGAGGCAAAACAACGUACCUUUAUAGUAGAUACGUUGUUUUGCCCCGUAAUCUUGUAGUUCCGUUUUUUUACCACGGAAAAUCACUAGAUUUUAAGUUUGUGCCUAAAGAUAGUGGUGCUAUAUCUGAAACGACUCACUGUUGAGACCUGAAAUUUUCACAGGUAAUUCAGAAGUGUUUAAUAUACUCCUAAAUGAUAUUACCUCAAAAUCGACAAAAAUGUCAGUUACGCUGUUUUGCCUCGGGACAGCCGUACAGUUAUCAUUAAAUAUGGACAUAUGUGUUUACAAAAUAAAAUCUACCUACACAAACAAG
This is a messenger RNA of Anneissia japonica, 3976 nucleotides long. RefSeq names its product leucine-rich repeat-containing protein 15-like. The record is from RefSeq and is a predicted model, not a curated record. Gene Ontology annotation, cellular component: extracellular matrix. The coding region runs from base 390 to 1406 and encodes 338 amino acids. The transcript has 3 exons. Gene Ontology annotation, molecular function: protein binding. Lineage: Eukaryota; Metazoa; Echinodermata; Crinoidea; Comatulida; Comatulidae.